Molecule: messenger RNA, 1062 nt
Organism: Akanthomyces muscarius
Lineage: Eukaryota; Fungi; Ascomycota; Sordariomycetes; Hypocreales; Cordycipitaceae
Exons: 2
Coding region: 1-1062 (353 amino acids)
Biological process (GO): exonucleolytic trimming to generate mature 3'-end of 5.8S rRNA from tricistronic rRNA transcript (SSU-rRNA, 5.8S rRNA, LSU-rRNA); poly(A)-dependent snoRNA 3'-end processing; TRAMP-dependent tRNA surveillance pathway
Cellular component (GO): nuclear exosome (RNase complex); cytoplasmic exosome (RNase complex)
Molecular function (GO): RNA binding
Source: RefSeq, a predicted model, not a curated record
AUGCCCAUCACAAUUCUGCGUCCGCAGCCCGUGGCGCAACAACGGGCUGCCGCAGCCACAGACUCAGACUUUGACUCCUCAGACUCGGAAGGCGGCGUCGACGUACAGGGCGAUGUUUCCAUGCGCUCAGCCAAGCGCCAACGGACGAUAGUAGAAGACGACGCCGAGGCGGAUGAGAUUCUCACACCCGGCAGCCUCAUCACAUCAAACCCGCAAUUUAUGCGAGGUCACGGCACCUAUGUUCCCAAUGGGUCCACCUCCAUCACCUCGUCCCUCGCCGGCACGCUCACCAAGACCAACAAGCUGCUCUCGGUGCGGCCGCUGCGCGCGCGCUACACGCCCGAGAUUGGCGACCUGGUCGUCGGCCGCAUCGUCGAGGUGCAGGCCAAGCGGUGGCGCGUCGACGUUGCCGCCUCGCAGCUCGCCAUCCUGCAAAUCUCGGCCAUCAACCUCCCCGGCGGCAUCCUCCGCAAGCGCACCGAGACGGACGAGCUGCAGAUCCGCAGCUUCUUCUCCGAGGGCGACCUGGUCGUCGCCGAGGUGCAGCAGCUGCACCAGGACGGUGCCGCGAGCCUGCACACGCGCUCGCUCAAGUACGGCAAGCUGCGCAACGGCGUCUUUGUGAGCGUCAGCGGCACGGGCGGCGGCGCGGGCGUCGUGCGCGCCAAGCGCCAGGUGUGGACCAUGGACGCCGCGGGCGACGCCGGCGCCGCGCACAAGAUUGACGUGCUGCUCGGCGUCAACGGCUACAUCUGGAUCAGCAGGCACGUGGAGAGCGACGUGGCGGCCGAGGCGGCGGGUGUGAACCGCAUGGAGGAGACGGUCAGCAGCAAGGUGUACUCGAGCCAGAACGACGCCGUCGACGUGGCGACGAUGCGCGAGAUUGCGCGGCUGCGGAGCGUCAUCCUCGCGCUCGUCGAGAAUGGCCUGCGCGUCGACGAGGACACGGUGACGAGGGGCUACCACGAGGCCGUGGAGCUGGGCCGGGAGACGGCGGAUGACGACCUGUAUCUGGGCGGCGAGCGGGGGCGGCGGUUUGCGGCCGUCAUGGCGGGUGUAUAG